AUGACUGACAAUACCUGUUCCAUUUGUCUCGAGCCCUUGAUCUCUGCUGAACAUGGGAAAUCCAUUGGCACGGCAGUUCCUUGUGGACACUGCUUUCAUACAAAAUGUUUUCAUCGCUGGAAAGCCAGUCGCCGCACCAGAAUUCGUGUUCCUUGUCCCAACUGCAACAAGACAACGGAUGAUUUCAUCAAGCUCUUUAUCUCUUGCGAUAUCGAGGAUUUACAAUGCCUUCCCAUUGAAGAGCCGCAACCCAAACCUCGAAAGUCACCUGCCGUGGUCAUUUGUCCGUCUCCUCCACGACUAGCAAGUCCAAGCCGCAUUACCCAGGGGGAUCCGCCCAGUACGCCACGGCCAUUGGUAACGGCAAGGAGAAUUUCCAGUGAUGAUACAAUGAAUCGUGCAGCUACGGCACCAUCGGGACGCACUCCUCGUCGUGCGGCUGCAGAACUAUUGGGACGCAAUCCUGGCAGUACUCGAUCCUCCUCGAGACUGUCUCCCUUUCGAGCCAGGGUCCGAGACAACAAUAGCCAAGCACCAGUCAUUUCGAGUCGUCGCCACUCCACUAGAUCCUUGGGCCGAAUGCUUCAACUUUCCAAAAUGGUCAAGGACCUCAAGGUCGCCCAGCAAUCCAUUGUCAAGCAAGUUCAUGAUCAUCGCAAUAUUAUCUUUACCUUGGGAACUUGCCGACAAGAUCAGCAGACCAAGCGCAUUUGCAAACUAAGGGCUAGCCAAUCCAAAUUGACGAAUGACAUGGAAGACCAUUGUGCGGCAAUGGAGGACAUUCCACUGGACAGUUUGCGAAGACGCGACAGCCGACGUAUCGAAGAAAUGCAAUCCGAGUUGGAAGUCAAAAAGACGACGCAUCGAGAACAAUCCGAGUUGGUCAAUACUCUGUAUACCACUCGCCUCACCCAAGAACGAGCUCGAGUGGCGCGACUCCGCGAGGAACAACGCAAAUUGAACGAUACCUUGAGGGACUAUGGUGCCGCCAUCAAGGCGCUCCAUCACAACCGCAAUACGAAUACUGGAGGAAUUCGAUUGCGGGGACGCAAGCAGCGGCACUUGACAGACCGAGUUGGUGCCCUAGGAGAUGCCAUUCAAUCGAUUAAUCUCAACAUGUUGGAACGUGAUCAUGUCAAGAAGAUGAAGCAUGCAGAAGAUGGCUUGAUUGCGUUGGUGCAGAGAGUGGGGGACCAUGGAGCAUCGAUUCAAUCCAUGUGUUCGGUACAUCACUUUCUUGGUACCUUGCUUCCAGAUCAUGAAUGUUGA
Molecule: messenger RNA, 1269 nt
Organism: Cylindrotheca closterium
Lineage: Eukaryota; Bacillariophyta; Bacillariophyceae; Bacillariales; Bacillariaceae
Source: the annotation of a GenBank genome assembly